AAUGCGUUACAAUGUCUGUUGUUUACUCCGAUGAAAUUUAACAUGUGGAAAUAAGGUGACUAAAAAUGACCAUGGGACAAAGAAAUGAUAAUGAAUCGAAUUUUUCAGAAAGGGACAGUGAAUUUGAAGCAUUAACUCAAUAUGAUACAUCCCAUGAAAAUUCUGAAAAAACUGUUAAACUGGAUAGCUUUAUUUCAAAUACAAAAUUUGGAUUACUUCAUCUCCGAAUGCUACUCACCACUGGUGGGGCCUACUUUGCUGUGUGUGCAGAGUUGGUCGUAUUUGUUUUCCUAAGUCAUCCAGUAAAGAAAGAAUGGAACCUCAAUAAAUUCAUAUUUCCACUGCUACCACUGGGAAGUGGUCUAGGAGGCAUCUUAGGGGAGUGUACAUUUGGAAUAAUUAGUGACAAAUACGGAAGAAAGUGGCCAUUUGCUAUCGCAGUUUCCACUGUUGCUCUGUUUGGGAUAGCUUCAGCAUUUGCACCAUCAUUUCUUGUCUUGGUCAUUUUGCGUACUUGUGUGUCAGUUGGCAAUGGAGCAGUAUCAUCCAUUGUCUUCGUCUACCUCUUAGAAUUCCUUCCUCAGAAAAAUCGUGGGAAAUGUAUGGUAGGCGUGACUUUUUGUGGUGCGCUCGGGGCCGUGUUCGCCGGUGGAAUGGCCUGGUGGUUGCUGGAGAGCUACAGCUGGAGGCAUUUUAUGGCGGCCUGCGCAGCACCAGCAUUUAUUGUGUGUAUAGCGGCAUUCUGUCUCACAGAAGAAUCUCCCAGGUUUCUCUUCAUUUCUGGUCAGGAACACAGAGGAAAAAUGGUGCUUCAGAAAAUGAUCCACGAACCUCUAGCAUGGCAAGGUGAAAUAGAAUGCAUGCCAUCAGAAAAGAGAGGUAGAAUCUCCCAGCUGUUCGCUCCAGGGACUAGACUUAAGACCAUAAACAUUGCUUUGAUCUGGUUUCUUCAGGCCACGGGAUACUGGGGGGUCACAGUGUACCUCCCGGAGUACAUGGGAUCCCUAGGAGUGGAUCCAUAUUUCAACAUGUUCACCGUGUUCAUAGGAGAACUCCCAGGACUCUGCCUAGCAAUGAUAAUGAUUGAACCAUACAUGCUGGGCCGGAUUAGAUGCUUACAACUAUUCUCCUUCUCAACAUGUAUCUCAUUGCUAUUAUUUGCCUUUGUGGGCAUGGAUUUUUUGAAAGCCGUCUCUGUAAUCGUGUGCUAUUUUUUCAUGGUCCCAAUUUAUUCCAUUUUAAGUACAUUCACACCUGAAGCGUAUCCGACUCAUAUUCGCAGCACUGCUGUGGCUACGAUGUACAUGAUCAUAGAAAUCCCUGGAUUGAUCACCCCCUUUGUGGGGGAGUACCUGUUAUCUAGUGACAUAACCUGGUUAUACCCUGUAGUAUGGGCUGGGGUAUUCUUCCUGCAGGCGCUGGCCAUUUGUGGACUACGAUCAGAAACAGCAGGGAAGGCAUUAAAAGACUCAGACAAAGAGAAUGACUCAGAUAAAGAAACAUUGUCAGAUGAGAUGGCAGAAAGUGCCAUCAGUUAAAGAUCAUGGCUAAUUUUGCCUUAUUUAUUUAUAUAUGAAGUUCAUGUAGUACAUCUGCACAUGUUCUAUGUGUAGUUCUGAAAUAUGCAUCAGCUGAGUAAGUCUUUUGCUUUGAAAACCUGAUAACUUCUAUGAAGUAUUGUUUAGGAUGCAGUUCAGUGCUUCAGAAUUUUUUCUGCUGAAUACUGCCUAUUUGAAAUGUUUUAUUUGUAUCUUUAUUACUAGACUAGUACAGCAAGUCUGAAUGAAAAGUUAGGGAGAUUAUUGUAUAAACAUUACUUUUAUACACUUUGGUCAUAAAAUCUUACCAUAAUUACCAGGGUAUAUUAUUGAAUACUGAAUAUUACAUCCAAGAAAAUGAUUUUGGGGCAUUCUUUUCAAUUAACUGAAUACAUUGAAUGUAUGCUAGAUUUUUUUGUAUCAGAUGAACAUGUUAAGUUUUGCAUAAUAUUAGUAUUCCACUGAUCUCAGUUUUGCUAUAGAUUUGUUUAUGCCAUUUAUAUUUUUUGUAGUCAGUUAAGGACUAAGUCCCAGACAUUUUAAUCAGUGUCCACACAUUUACCAAUUACUCUAGUGCAUAAUUUUCAUGAGUGGUUUCAUGUUAAAUAUUUUGACAAAUAAAAUUAAAUGUUGUCUUAAAAUGGCAAUUCUUAUUCCUAUCAUCACAAUCCUCCAUCCUCACAAUAUCAAUCUUUUGUGAUUUCGGAACUCCACACACAGACACACAUUCAAACCCUUCUUUAGUGGAGUUCUGAAAUCACAAAACCUUGAUAUUGUGAGGAUGCUCAAUCCUGAUGAUAAUCCAAACAAUACUAUUCAUACAGGGUUCUAGCUGCAGAUCUGUUACUCUCUGAUCUGAAAAAAAAAUUUGGAUGGACGACCAACAACUAUUGAGCUACUCAGGCAAAUAUCCAUGGUCCAUCUAGCCUGAACUGCUACAUUCCUCCCUCCUUAUACAUUCUUCAACCUCAAAGACACAAAUUCAAGGGCCCCAACAGGAAUCUUAUUUACAAAUGAAUUGAACAAUGACCCUGUACUGGCCACAACACAGUAGGAAAGGAAAAAUGCAUAAAGAGAAUGUAUGGCUGGACAAAUUAAACCUGGGAUCUCUGCAUUACUAGUCAGGUGCUCUACCAACUGAGCUAUCCGAGCUGAUAUCCAGGGUCCAUUAUAGCCCAAAAUGCUACACAUGUACAUGUA
This is a messenger RNA of Saccostrea cuccullata (small rock oyster), 2738 nucleotides long. Its product is annotated as synaptic vesicle 2-related protein-like. Gene Ontology annotation, molecular function: transmembrane transporter activity. Bases 66 to 1538 code for a protein of 490 amino acids. Gene Ontology annotation, cellular component: membrane. The transcript has 3 exons. The record is from RefSeq and is a predicted model, not a curated record. NCBI's taxonomy places the organism in Eukaryota, Metazoa, Mollusca, Bivalvia, Ostreida, Ostreidae. Gene Ontology annotation, biological process: transmembrane transport.